AUGGCUGUAGCCACUGUGAAAAUGGAUGAACUGGCCCAGGUACCGAGGUCGCAGCUGCAGCAGCCUCCCGGAUGGCCUGGGAGAAUAGCCGCUGUGGGAGGGCAUCACUCCGUCCAUUACGCCUGUACCGUGGAUAUGCCACCGCCCCAGGAGAGUCUGGCAGGUGUCCUGUUUGUGGCUGGAGGAGUAGGUGGAACCGUCCUGUAUGCCAGCUAUGACACGCAGUUCCGGGAGAGCGUAGAGAAGGCCGUUCCCUACUCAGAUAAGCUCUUUGAGAUGGCACUUGGCCCCGCACCUUACAGCGCGUCGCUGCCGAAGAAACCGGUACCGCAGGGCCCGCUGAAGAUCUCCUCUGUAGCAGAAGUAAUGAAAGAGUCAAAACAGCCUGCCACAAAAUCCCAGAUGAGCAAAACGGAACCUGUUGCUCCUUCAGAGGGAAAAGAAGCAGGCAAGGCUGCAGCACAGAUCAUCUCCGCAACAGGUGUGGCCGUGUCGGUGCCAGCUCCGGGGAUACAGACUGAAGAAGGUAAAGAACAUGAAGGUUCCCCUGCCAUAAAAGAACGGUCACCGGAAGAAGUCGCGGCCCGGCUUGCCCAGCAAGACAAAGAGGAGCAAGAGAAGAUAGCAGCCCUGGCAGCGACUUUGGAAGGAGCCCUGAGCGCAACAGCUCGUGUAACCCUUCAGGCGAUUACUGCCCAGGAGUCUGCUGUGCAGGCAGUGAACGCCCACUCACAAAUACUGAAGGAGGCCAUGGACAAUUCGGAGGCUGAUGGGGAGAAGAAGUCAUCGCAGUGGCGCACUUUGGAGGAAGCGCUGAAGGACCGGAGGAGAGCAGUGGACGAAGCUGCUGAUGCCCUUCUGAAAGCCAAAGAAGAGUUAGAGAAGAUGAAAGGGGUGAUCGAGAAUGCCAAGAAGUCUCCGAUGGCAGGAGUCAAAUCUCAUGUUACUGCCGCAGAAGAAAACCUUCACCAUAUGAUAGUUGACUUGGACAAUGUCGUAAAGAAGGUGCAGGCAGCACAGUCUGAGGCCAAGAUAGUCGCUCAGUACCACGAGCUUGUGGCUACAGCAAGAGAAGAGUUUCAGCGGGAGCUUGACAGUAUCACCCCGGAUGUAAAGCCGGGCUGGAAGGGGCUAAAGAUAACUGACUUAGCCGGGCAGCUGUCGACGGACGACCUGAAUUCCCUCAUUGCUCACGCCCAUCGGCGCAUCGACCAGUUAAACAAGGAGCUGGCAGAGCAGCGCGUGAGGGAGCAGCAGCACAUCGAGUCGGCCCUGGAGAAGCAGAAACUGGAAGAUAAAAAAGCAUUUGAGGCAGCCGUGGCCAAGGCGCUGGAGCGUCACAAGAGUGAGAUUGAAACGGCACAGGAGAAGAAGGUCGAAGAGGUCCGAGAGGUGAUGGAGAGCGAAAUGAGGACCCAGCUCCGGCGCCAGGCUGCGGCCCACACAGACCAUCUGAGAGAUGUCCUGAAGAUCCAGGAGCAGGAACUAAAAGUGGAAUUUGAGCAGAACUUAUCAGAGAAACUCAGCGAACAAGAAAUGCAGUUCCGACGCCUCACGCAGGAGCAGCUCGACAACUUCACGCUGGAUAUCAACACGGCCUACGCCAGGCUGAAAGGGAUCGAGCAGGCAGUCGAGAGUCAUGCCGUAGCAGAAGAGGAAGCCCGGAAGGCCCAUCAGCUGUGGCUGUCCGUGGAAGCGCUCCGAUACUGCAUGAGGACGGCCUCUGGGGACAGUCCCACGGAACCGCUGGAGAGCGCGGUGAAGGCCAUCAAGGCCAGCUGUUCCGACAAUGCCUUCACAGAAGCCUUAACAGCCGCUCUCCCCAGGGAGUCCCUGACGCGGGGAGUGUACAGCGAAGAGGCCCUCAGAGCACGUUUCUACACGGUCCAAAAACUGGCCAAACGCGUGGCUAUGAUCGAUGAAACGAGAAACAGCUUGUACCAGUACUUCCUGUCCUACUUGCAGUCGCUGCUGGUCUUUCACCCUCAGCAGCUGAAGCCGCCCACCGAGCUCAGCCCCGCCGACCUCGACACGUUUAAGCUACUGUCUUACGCGGCGUACUGCGUCGAGCGCGGCGACCUGGAGCUGGCAGCUAAGUUCGUCAACCAGCUGAGAGGCGAGUCCAGGCGCGUGGCACACGACUGGCUGGCCGAAGCUCGCACCACCCUAGAAACCAAACAGAUCGUGGAGAUCUUGACGGCGUAUGCCAGCGCCGUGGGGUUAGGCACAACUCAAGUGCAGUGAGCUGGGACG
Eurypyga helias (sunbittern) is the source of this 2253-nucleotide messenger RNA. It is a transcript of the gene IMMT, whose product is annotated as inner membrane protein, mitochondrial. The coding region runs from base 1 to 2244 and encodes 747 amino acids. NCBI's taxonomy places the organism in Eukaryota, Metazoa, Chordata, Aves, Eurypygiformes, Eurypygidae. The transcript is spliced from 15 exons. Gene Ontology annotation, cellular component: MICOS complex. Gene Ontology annotation, biological process: cristae formation. The record is from RefSeq and is a predicted model, not a curated record.